This is a messenger RNA of Panthera uncia (snow leopard), 1549 nucleotides long. It is a transcript of the gene SLC38A6, whose product is annotated as solute carrier family 38 member 6. The record is from RefSeq and is a predicted model, not a curated record. The transcript is spliced from 16 exons. The coding region runs from base 1 to 1419 and encodes 472 amino acids. NCBI's taxonomy places the organism in Eukaryota, Metazoa, Chordata, Mammalia, Carnivora, Felidae. Gene Ontology annotation, molecular function: L-glutamine transmembrane transporter activity. Gene Ontology annotation, biological process: amino acid transmembrane transport; L-glutamine transport.
AUGGAGGCGCCCUGGGGGAUCAGCAACGCCGAGCGGAGCUGGUACGUCUCGGCCCAGCAGUCCGAAGCGGCGGAGGCGGAAGAGUUGAGCCCGUUGCUAAGCAACGAACUUUACAGACAGGGAUCCCCAGGUGUUUCAUUUGGUUUUUCUGUGUUUAAUUUGACAAAUGCCAUCAUGGGAAGUGGCAUCCUUGGUUUAGCUUAUGUUAUGGCUCAUACCGGCAUCCUUGGAUUUAGUUUCUUGCUGCUGAUAGUUGCUUUCCUGGCUUCUUACUCAGUUCACCUCCUGCUAAGUAUGUGUAUUCAGACAGCUGUGACAUCUUAUGAAGAUCUUGGACUCUUUGCAUUUGGAUUACCUGGAAAGAUGGUGGUAGCAGGCACCAUCAUAAUUCAGAAUAUUGGAGCUAUGUCAUCAUAUCUUGUAAUUAUUAAAACAGAGCUUCCUGCUGCUAUUUCAGAAUUUUUGUCAGGAGGCCAUACUGGGUCUUGGUAUCUUGAUGGACAAAUACUACUAAUAAUCAUUUGUGUUGGCAUUGUGUUCCCUCUUGCACUUCUUCCUAAAAUAGGCUUUCUUGGCUACACAAGUAGUUUAUCAUUUUUCUUUAUGGUGUUCUUUGCUGUUGUGGUAAUAAUUAAAAAAUGGUCCAUCCCUUGUCCUCUGCCAUUAAAUUAUAUAGAACAAUCUUUCCAGAUUUCAAAUGCUACAGAUGAUUGUAAACCAAAGCUCUUUCAUUUCUCCAAAGAGAGUGCUUAUGCCAUACCUACCAUGGCUUUUUCAUUUCUCUGCCAUACCUCAGUAUUGCCCAUAUACUGUGAACUUCAAAGCCCUUCAAAGAAAAGAAUGCAAAAUGCAACCAAUACAGCAAUUGCUUUAAGUUUUCUCAUUUAUUUUAUAUCUGCACUCUUUGGGUACCUCACGUUUUAUGGCAAAGUGGCAUCAGAAUUACUGCAAGGUUAUAGCAAGUACUUGCCACAUGAUGUUGUUGUCAUGGCUGUGAAGCUAUGCAUACUAUUUGCUGUGCUUUUGACAGUCCCUCUAAUCCACUUCCCUGCAAGAAGAGCUUUAAUGAUGAUGUUUUUCUCCAAUUUUCCAUUCUCAUGGACUCGCCAUUCUUUGAUCACUCUAGCACUCAAUGUUACCAUUGUUUUACUUGCAAUAUAUGUUCCUGACAUUAGGAAUAUAUUUGGUGUGGUUGGUUCCAGUACAUCAACGUGUUUGAUUUUUAUAUUCCCAGGACUAUUUUAUCUUAAACUUAGCAGAGAGGAUUUUCUCUCGUGGAAAAAACUUGGGAAGGUGAGACCUUAUGAGAAUGGGUUGGCAGGAGAAGAGGAAGUUGAAGAAAUAUUUAAAGUACUCUUUGUAAAAGAGAACGUGGAUUUGGGAGUUGAGAAGCAGAAGGAAAGAGGCAGCCGGUGCUAAGCCAGUGGUGGGAGUCUGGAGCCUGUGAGUAAAAGUGGCUGAAGGGUGUUUUAAGAACAGAAACGUCUAAUAUUCGGUUUUAACUUGCCUGCCUCUGUCUCCUGAAACCAAUAAAAGCUAUACACAGAAA